Molecule: messenger RNA, 947 nt
Organism: Diprion similis
Lineage: Eukaryota; Metazoa; Arthropoda; Insecta; Hymenoptera; Diprionidae
Exons: 2
Coding region: 199-822 (207 amino acids)
Source: RefSeq, a predicted model, not a curated record
ACCUGAGCCUCACUUCAGUACGUUCGACGAUUGCGAGCACCGGCCGAGUAAUUCUGAGACAAUACAGCAGCUCGUUUGAAUCAUCGUUAUAUUAACUUUCGUUACUUCGCGUAUCGACAGCAGAAUUUUUCGAGAAUCAAAUCGCUGCCGUGAUAAUUCACAUAUCUUUGAAUCAAGAUCUGUAAUCAACAGGCGGCCAUGAAGGGUGAGAGUAAGGAAAUGGAUCCUGCAGCGAGGGAUUCGAGAAGUGGCGACAUCUGGGGAGCGUUGCAGGAAGUGGUUCGAGACAAUCCGAGAUUCUGGUUGUACUUCAGUUCGGUGAUGAUCCAGGUCCGAGAAGCGGUUUUGGAACGAGCAGCCGCUGGUUCAAGCCGCGAUUUUUUUCCCGGCUAUCCAAAGUACCGAGACGCAGCGACCCAGACGGAAACGAUUUCCGUACGCGAUGUCAGCACCCAAACUGAAAUAGACGACGUGGACUGUCAAGACGAUAAGACACACGCCAUCUGUCGUAAAUUGACCGAAUUAACCGAGUCCUCGCAGUCGCCGGACGACGUGCAAAUGGCGACGCUAGAGGACGACAAAAUGGCGGCGCAAAGGGAGGAGCAAAUGGCGUCCAAGACUGAGCCUCUGUCAGAGACAAAAGGCAACGAGGCUACUGAACAGGCGUCAAUAGAGCCUGGCGAACCGGAGGCGAAAAUAAUGACGAAUUCGUUUACCGAACGGCAAAAAUCGGCGGCUCCUCGACGACGACGUUCCAGAAAUCAUCACAGGACGCGCAAUCCUUACGAUCCGUUCGACUAUCUUCGAUAUACGUAUUAUUGAGGGUUGACUUCUUGUCGAAACUAAACAUACAUCUACUGCCGCCAUAUUGGGCUGACUGGUGUCGGACCCAAUUCAUCUACUACCGCCAUAUUGGGUUGACUGGUGUCGGACCCAAUUUAUCUACU